Rhodofomes roseus is the source of this 896-nucleotide messenger RNA. RefSeq lists its product as uncharacterized. The record is from RefSeq and is a predicted model, not a curated record. The coding region runs from base 242 to 859 and encodes 205 amino acids. NCBI's taxonomy places the organism in Eukaryota, Fungi, Basidiomycota, Agaricomycetes, Polyporales, Fomitopsidaceae. The transcript has 3 exons.
UCACGAGGGUCGUCUAACAUAUCGUUCACGACCGAGCCUGCAGGACGCUAGAGGAAAGGACGGGUAACAGGACCACAUUUCGGUCACCCAUCUGUUCCAGAUCUAGCGAUGCGUCGCCCGCCCUUCCAAGGAGCUCGUCCAGCUCCUCGCGUACUGUUCCCGGUCGCCCGGUGCUCCCUCGUAUCCCGGCGUGGACCUUGCCCAGCGUGCAACGACAGGCGGCACUCCAGCUCUGCGAUUAAUGACUUCGUGUGAGGCUCAUGUCCGGCAAUCCUACCACUGUGCACUCGGCGCGCUCGAGACAGCUCCUCGAGCGCGUAGGCACGAUGUACGCGCGUACGUUCUCCAUGCGUGCCCGGCCGCCGCUUCCCGGAUCACCUCGCGUUCGCGCACUUCGACUAGGCAGCAUCCCCGAGGGAAGCCAUGCCCGCGUUUGUCGGCUACCUUGUCUACCUCAAGUCUGUCGCAUGCUUGUCUCCCCAUCGGUGUCGCGCACGUCGCGCGGAGUCCUCCAGUCCAUCCUGACUGCCUUGCCCAAUCUAGAGUUGCUCUGUUUCUACGCCAUCACCGUUCACUUGGCACAACGCGACCCGGACAAUGUACAGAGGGGCUCCCGCUGCCCGGAACAAGACAUUACUAUAGUAUCUGCGCCAGAGCCUUCUCAAUGUCCUGGUCGCGUACACGCGUUUCAGCACACUCUGUCUCGAUACAAUUCAGCUCCCUUCGUUUGCGCCCCUCCAGUCGUUCCUCUGCGCGUUCCCGAACCUCAGAUGCGUCGACCGCUCAAAUGAUCUUGACUGGGGCGUUACACCCGACGGAGCCACGUCUUGACGGUCUGGUCGCUCGGAGAACCAUGUAGGCGCCCUGCGCGAUGUCACUCUCGGACGCGUCCUCGU